GAAGUGGGCGGAGCCAGCGGCUGGUGGCGGAUUGAUUGUAAACAAAAAGUUAGCCGUUAGACGAGCUGCACAGGGCGGAUAUAAGAGGAGGAUAAGAGUCGGUGAGCUCCAGGAUGAAGGCCUCCUCUCUGCGCCUCCUCCUCCCCCCUCUCCGCCUGUUGACGGCGGCCGUGUGGCAGGUGAUCCAGCAGCAGAGUGUGAAGCAUUAUGGGAUGCUGGAGGAGUUUGUUACCCUGGUGACCGAGGCCGUCCCGCAGCUGCUGACAGAAAGGCAGAGAGGUGUUCUUCUGCUGGCUCUGAGGGCCAAGGUGACCCUUUCUCACCCUUCUGAUGAUCAGACUCACCUGGAGAGGAUCCACUCCAUCUCCAAAGCAUCGCAGGAUGAAGAGCUGACUGAGUGCUGCUCUGCUCUCCUCUCUCUGUCUCAGACUCCUGCCGACCCACAGCGCCUCCUGCAGGAAGUGUUUGACCAGCGCUUUGACUCCGCCCUCCAGUCGCUGCUGUCGGACCUCCUGACUCGGAUCGAGCAGCUAUUCCCAGUGCCGGACUUCAGACAGGCGGCCUAUUGGCUCCACGAUGCCCCCUGUGUUCUGGAGGACUCUCUGCAGGAGACGGACAGGAAACACCUGACGGAGCUCCUGACCAAUCAGAGCUGCCGACUGGGUCGAGCAACAACCGCAGUUUGUGGUGAAACGGAGGAAACGCUCCUGUCAGCCUGGUCCCACCCCCUCCUCACUAGCCCCUCCAACCCUGACCCAGCCGGCCAAUCAGACGGAGGCCCGACGCAGCUGGACGUGAAGGUGGAGGUGGAGCUCAUGACGGAGGAUGUGAUUGCUCAGAGCGUGUCGGAGGAGGAGCAGGAGGCAUCCAAUCAGAGCUCAGAGGGAGUCACACCUGUGGUGGAGGGCGGGGUCAGGUGGGACAGCGACCAAACGCUGUCCGAUCCUGUCAGAAUGAAAGACUCAUCUAGCCAAUCAGAGGGCUCCCAGCUCACAGCCAUUUCCCAUAAUUCCCAGCGUGUGGCUCACAGGUGUCCUGCGUGUGGGAAGUGCUUCAUCUACCGCUCCCAGGUGAUCCGCCACCUGCGCUCCAACAGAACCUGCGGGUCGUCAGGAAAACACGGAUCUGGAGCUCAGCAGGGUCGGAGUGAGGGGGAGCCCCACCCCGUCCGGGCCCACGCCUGCUUCCAGUGCAGCUCCACCUUCACCACCAGAACCGAGCUGGUGGCCCACUGCCGCACUCACCUGACCCGGCCCGUCUACCGGUGCAACCAGUGCGACAGCGCCUUCCAGCUCCAGUCCAGUCUGACCAAUCACAAGCAGACCCACCGGCUGCCCGACCUCAGCUGCUCCGUCUGCACGCAGACCUUCAGCUCGCAGGCGCGGCUGCUGCGCCACCUGCAGACGCACUCAGCCGAGGGAGCCGAGUGCAUCUACAGGUGCCUGUUCUGUGACCAGAGCUUCUCAGGAGUCACUCAGCUUCGGAUCCACCAGCGCAGCCACUCCUCCCGCUCCUACCAGUGCGAUCAGUGCGACAAGUCGUACAGCUCGGUGACGGGGCUGCAGUCGCACCGCGCCACCCACAGCGGCGACAACCGCUUCCUGUGCCCGCAGUGCGGCAAGUGCUUCAAGACCUGUGACGGCCUGGAGGGCCACCUGAGGACACACAGCGGGGAGCGGCCCUUCCGCUGCCCCUACUGCCCCAAGGACUUCACCGCGCACGCCGGCCUCAGCGUGCACGUGAGGCAGCACACGGGUGAGAAGCCGUACGUCUGCACGGUGUGUGGCAAGGCGUGGCCCUCUGGUGGAGACCUGCAGAAACACAUGAGGACCCACACAGGGGAGAGACCCUAUGUCUGCCAGGAGUGUGGGAAAGCCUUCUCCAUCUCCUGCCACCUGACUGAGCACCGCCGCAUACACACAGGAGAGAAGCCCUUCUCAUGUCCUGAAUGUGGGAAGUGUUUUCGGAGACGGUUCGACCUGAAGAAGCACCUGCUGUCCCACAGUAACGUUCGUCCUCAUCCCUGCACCUUCUGCUCCAAGAGCUACACCCGACAGACUCACCUGAACCGACACCUGCUGACCCACAGGACCACUGACAGGGAGGCGGAGCCUGUCGAGGAGGCCUGACCUCCUGAAGAACAGCUGUUAUGAUCUCUGAUUUUUCUACUUAAAUCCCAGUUCACAGUGUGAACAGCUGAAUGUUUAUAAAAGAGAAUUAUUUCCAGACCGGAUGCAGAGCAGUUAAAUGAUAUAUUUUAGCCAUCAUGUAAAUAUGUUUAUAUGUUUUUUAUUAGAUUAACUUCUCUUCAGCUGAGAUGAUAAACAGAUUUAUUGGAUCUCUUUGCAGAACCUCAGAUGUCUCUGUUUGUGCAGAACCUCUUAAUAAAACCGCUGGACGUCCGUUCGGA
Messenger RNA from Poecilia latipinna (sailfin molly), 2410 nucleotides. RefSeq names its product zinc finger protein ZFMSA12A-like. Bases 114 to 2129 code for a protein of 671 amino acids. Gene Ontology annotation, molecular function: RNA polymerase II transcription regulatory region sequence-specific DNA binding; DNA-binding transcription factor activity, RNA polymerase II-specific. Gene Ontology annotation, cellular component: nucleus. The transcript is spliced from 10 exons. NCBI's taxonomy places the organism in Eukaryota, Metazoa, Chordata, Actinopteri, Cyprinodontiformes, Poeciliidae. The record is from RefSeq and is a predicted model, not a curated record. Gene Ontology annotation, biological process: regulation of transcription by RNA polymerase II.